AUGGUCGAUAUACCAAAACUAGAAAACGAUGCACGACAACAUGCUUCUAAAGCUGUUGAAUUAGAUCGUGUCGGAAAUAUUGAAGAAGCAAUAUUUUAUUAUGUUGAAGCAGCUCAAUCAUUAAUAAGUGUUCGUGAAAUUCAACAACAAUCAAAUUCACAAAUUAAAUCAUCCUUACCCAAUUUAAAUAAACUAAUUGAAGAUUAUAUUAAACGUGCUGAACAGUUGAAAGCUGAUGUACGCCAGAACCCAAUAAAAAGUCUUCAUUUAAAAGAUAAAUCGGAGAAGAAUGUUGAACGUGCAAGAUAUCUGUUAACACAGGGACUUGAUAAAGAUGAAAGUGGAGAAAUCGAUGUAGCAUUUAAAUUGUAUGAAGAAGCUGUUACACUAUGUUUAAACGAAAAGAAAACAUGUGAUAAUAUACCAUUGAAAGAUCAAUUGGAUAAGAUUGCACGAUCGGCAUUGGAACGAGCUGAAGAAAUAAAAAAAAAAUUAAAACUUGAUUUAAAAACAUUAAGAUUACCUUCACCACCGAGAGAUAAAAUCAUCGAUGAUGAACAACAACAACCGUUGGAUAUUGAUCAACAAAAUAUUAAUAUUGUUGACAAACGAGCAAAAUUAUCAGCGCAUGAAUUAGUUGUAUUACGACGUGGUUCAAAAAUAAAUGGACGAGAUUAUGUACCAUUUUUUGCUAUUGAUUUGAAGGAACGUUUUGCUUUUCAAACUCCAUUUCAAGACACUGCUGGCUAUCUAAAAUUAGGUAUAGUUAUCGUAUUAUGA
Molecule: messenger RNA, 780 nt
Organism: Didymodactylos carnosus
Lineage: Eukaryota; Metazoa; Rotifera; Eurotatoria; Philodinida; Philodinidae
Source: the annotation of a GenBank genome assembly